Molecule: messenger RNA, 1656 nt
Organism: Monomorium pharaonis (pharaoh ant)
Lineage: Eukaryota; Metazoa; Arthropoda; Insecta; Hymenoptera; Formicidae
Exons: 4
Coding region: 728-1555 (275 amino acids)
Source: RefSeq, a predicted model, not a curated record
UUUUUAGCUCGAAAAAAUUGCAUAUAUAUAAUCGUAUGUAAUUAAAUAAAUUUAUACUUAAUUGUACAUAAUUAUAGCUAUAAUAAUGAUAAAUGAAGAAUUUUUUACCGGGACCUGUUCAAGAUUGUCACAGUUUUGAUGUUCUGACAACACGUGUUGUACCAUUCGUCCAACAGCUCGUUGUCGCCGACGACAAGCGGUGGAGCGAGGGAUAUUUUCAUCAGUAAACAAAAAACGUUUGUAGCGUUUCAUUUUCGCGCAAUUGCCUUGAUUGACAACGAUUCUUCUUUAAUUGAUCGAUAAUAAAUGCGUGCGUUACGGCAGCUACGUUUGUGAUUUGUCGCUUGACUUGCGAUUUAUAAAGCGUUGGCAAACAUUUGGUAAAAGUUUUCUGAGCGUUUAUAAACGCUCUCAAAGCGCUUUCAAACGUUGUAAGAACACUUACACAACGCUUUUGGGUUAUAAACGCUUUUGGAACGUUUAUCAAAUACUAUAUAAAACGUUUUGUUAAAAUUCUGCAACGCUGAGGCAACGCUUUUCAGUGUUCUGUGCAUCGAUGCGACGUGUGCGGUGAUUGGCGGAUCAACAUGACAACGCCACUGAGACCGGCACCGGCCUGACCUGACCGGUCGGCAGUCGUUGAUUGUAUCGGCAUCAAUGCCAUUGAACACGUGUGGUACCACGUUUCGUUUGCGUUAUAAUUACCUUUACAGUUCCCAGUAAAGUAAUGACUCUAAUUGACAAUUCUGGGUGGUACGCGCUGGUUAAAUAUAAAAGUGGUAAUGAAACAGAGGUACUGCCAAUACAGAAUAUAACAUUAAAAAUCAGAAAAGGUGAACGAGUAUUAUUUAAUCCAAAGUCCUUAACGGACUUCGAUAGAAUAAAAUUUUAUACCGUUCACACCACACACGGCAGCAAGGACGAGAGAGAACACAAGUGGUAUGCCCACAUCGGCUUGCUUGCUGAAACUCGAGAGGCAUUGGAAAGUGCUAUGGAUAUGAAAAGAAUAAGCUGGCCCAAUGUAUUGAAUGAAGAUCAAUCAGAACCGAACAGUACUGAUACUGAUAAUGUUGUGUUAGAAGGAGGUAAUCUAACUGUCACCAGCAAUCGUGAUUUAAAUAAAAAUAAAAAAAUGACAAAAAAACAAGCUACCGAUGCAAUCCAUGCCCAAUUAUUAGCAUCGAGGAAUCUGUAUCAAAGUUGUACAACUCGUGCACCAGUCACUGCAGAUGACGAUAUUACACGUUUGCUGCGAGAAAAUGCAGAAUUAAAAUCUGCAUUGCAAGCAGAAAAGGAGAAAAGUAUAUCAUCAGGAGAAGUGAGGGAGGAUCAGAACAUUGUUUUUGCAGAAUGUUUGCAAAGAAUUGAAGCUGCAGUAGGAAAAAUGCAAGACCAAUUUCAAAAGCAAUUGGAGGCGAACAUGGAGAAAUUAACGGAAUUAGAAAAAAAAAUAGAAAACUUGAUGAGUAAGUUCUCACAACCUUAUUCACAAUAUGUGGAACAUUGGUUGAACAGUUUACCAGAAAAUGAAAAUAUUGAAUAUAUACCAUGUUAAUAUUAUGUUCUUAUGUCUUUAAGCAAUUAACGCACAAUAACUGUCUUAUAUCUCAUGUGUUAGUGUCAAUAUCAAAGAUGACAAAAAAGGCAAAAAAUAAA